ACGGACAUUAUCCAAUCUCAUUUUAUUAUUAGGAGAUCACGUGCACACACACACAAUUAUCCCUCGAGGUCAAAUCCCUCUCAAUUUCACAUGCAGAAGAAGACAAGACCCGAAGAAAACGUUUAACUCAGAGUCAGAGCAGUUUGUUUGAAUUCUUUCAAGUGGAAAUUAUCAACUGAAAGUAGCAUGGAGGGGGGUGUAGCUAAACCAGACAAGACAGAAUUCACAGAAUGCUGGCGCACAAGUUGCAGAACACCCUACAUUAUGCGGCUCGCGGUCUCAGCCGGCAUUGGAGGCCUAUUGUUUGGUUAUGACACAGGUGUGAUUUCCGGUGCCCUACUCUACAUCCGGGAUGACUUUAAAUCUGUCGAGAAGCAGACAUGGUUACAGGAAACAAUCGUGAGCAUGGCUGUAGCAGGAGCCAUUGUGGGUGCUGCUUUUGGUGGUUGGAUCAACGACAAGUAUGGUCGAAAAGUAUCCAUUCUUCUUGCCGAUAUUGUGUUUUUCAUCGGUGCGGUUGUGAUGGCUGCUUCUGUAGCUCCUUGGAUGAUAAUCCUUGGACGAAUAUCUGUCGGUCUUGGAGUUGGAAUGGCGUCCAUGACAUCACCGCUUUACAUCUCCGAAGUGUCUCCUGCCAGAAUCAGAGGAGCAUUGGUUAGCACCAACGGUUUGCUUAUCACGGGAGGACAGUUUUUGGCCUAUCUUAUUAACUUAGCAUUCACUAAGACACCUGGAACCUGGCGCUGGAUGCUUGGAGUAGCAGGAGUUCCAGCCGUUGUCCAGUUUUUGCUGAUGUUAUCACUUCCCGAGUCUCCCAGAUGGCUGUAUAGGCAGGACAAGGUAAAAGAAGCCAGGGAAAUUCUAGAGAAAAUUUACCCUGCCGAUGAGGUAGAAGAAGAAAUGAAGGCCCUGCAAUCCUCCAUUGAAGCCGAGAAGGCUGACGAAGGGUCUAUCGGCAGUGGUUUACUGUCAAGGCUGAAGAACAUUUGGGGAAAUCGUGUUGUCCGUAGAGGCCUCUACGCAGGGAUCACUGUUCAAGUUGCUCAGCAAUUUGUCGGCAUAAACACCGUCAUGUACUACAGUCCCACGAUCGUUCAACUCGCAGGAUUUGCCUCAAACAAGACAGCUUUGGCACUCUCCCUCAUCACUUCUGGUUUGAACGCCAUUGGAUCAGUCGUAAGCAUGGGGUUUGUCGACAGAUUUGGGAGGAGACGGCUGAUGAUCAUAUCCAUGUUUGGGAUCAUCAUCUGCCUUCUUGCAUUAUCUGGCCUGUUCUACGCAGCUUCCAAUCACGCACCAAACAUCAGCAGCUCUGAAUCCCUCCACUUUGGCAGGAACUUAACAUGCUCUAGUUUCUUGCAAGAAUCUCAGCCAUCAACCUGGAAUUGCAUGAACUGCCUGAAAGCAUCAUCCGACUGUGCGUUCUGUGCUAAUGGAGACAACAAAUAUCAACCUGGAGCAUGUCUGGCUUCAACGGAUGCGAUAAAAGGCAUGUGCCAAGGAGAACAUCGUAUGUGGUACACAAAAGGUUGCCCGAGCAAGUUCGGGUUGUUUGCAGUUCUGCUCCUAGGAUUGUACAUCAUAUCUUACUCGCCUGGAAUGGGAACUGCACCAUGGAUCGUUAACUCCGAGAUAUACCCAUUGAGGUACAGAGGUGUGGGAGGAGGAAUCGCAGCAGUUUUCAACUGGAUUUCAAAUCUGAUUGUGAGUGAGACAUUCUUGACUCUUACAGAAUCUCUCGGUGCAUCCGGCACGUUUGUCUUGUUCGCUGUGUUUUCCUUCAUGGGACUGGUGGCUAUAUAUUUCAUAGUACCAGAAACAAAGGGACUGCAGUUUGAGGAGGUGGAGAAGAUGCUGGAGAAGGGCUUCAAACCAAGAAUGUGUUGCAAUAGAAAUGAGAAGGAUGGUUCUAAGUAAGACAGUAUUGAUCUUCCUCAUUUAGAUAUUCAAUCAGGAGCACUGUUAGUAAUUUCAAACCAAGAAUUUGUCCGCAAGUCUCAGUUUUUCUUAGCAGUGGACGAUGUAAAAAUAUAAGUUGACUGUCAGUUAUAUUUAAUCUAGGAAUUUGAUUUGCUUAACGAAUAGCAAGAAUUUUAAUUGCACUUGUCUUUUCUUGGUUUGCACCAUCCAUGUAUUAGACAUAUGUAAUCUAUGUCGAAUGAGGCAGACCCGUUUCACUGAUGUCUUAUGUUUUAUGUUGUACUUGGUGAAUUUUAAGGAGGUUGUCAUAUAUUAAUUCUUUGCAUCUAAAUAUAACGAAGCCGUUUGUGGCACGCUCCUUCUUGCACAUAUAAUAAAUUUUUUUUCACUUUUUCAAAUACAUUCUAAAAAAAUAAAAUAUAGAAACAAACAAAUACAAGUAAUAAAUAUUAAAGGUAGACUGGGUCGGGUAUGAGCUUCGAUCCACAGCCCAUGAAUUGAGUCUUGACCUAUAGAUACAAUCAUUUUUGUGAGAGUAUCCUACCCGACAACGUUGCCCAUUGCAAGUGACAACUUUACACACACCGACACUAGAGACAGAGAAAACAUAUCUGCGGGUGCUAGCCAGCUAAUGCAAUAAUAUAUGUUAAGUAGACAAAUGCAAUCCGGACAUUCAUAUUUACCAAACUACGCAAUCUGUUCUGACUUGGCUUUGGGGAAAUCAACUUUACAACGAAGACUCAGUCCCUACCACCCCAAUUGCUUAUGUCUAAUUCUUACUUCAGUUGGUAGUUCAACCACAAGCAUCUCAUGAUCAAUGCCACAUUUUGACUUCAUCUAAACAUUUUUAUUCACUUAUUUAUGUAUAUAUGUAGUAGUAAUACGAUUUUGUGAUUGGAGUCUCUAAGGUUAAUUUAUUAAGGAUGCAUAGGAACUGCGGCGGGGGAUACGUCUGCGGCUGAGGCUGACCAACUCAGGUGAAAACUAUCAUGGUUGACUAAUACCAGCAAGUUUGCCAGCUAACAAGUAUUCACAUUGUAAUAAAACGUGCGUGGAAUAGUAAUAGCAAGGAAGUUCUUUGUUCAAACUUAAAAAAUUCAUGUCUGAAACCUUGAAUCUAACUAUGAAAACAGCCACGCCUUCAAUGUUACAAUCUGGAGGAGUAUAUAUUACAGACUCAAGAACACUCGAAUCAUACCAGACAACUACCAAAACCUUACAAAGAAUAUGGAUCUGGACGAUGACGACAAAACGAAAGAGAAGAAACUAGCUCCUCCUCAACAAAAACAAAGGGCAGCAGUCAGCAAAAGUGGGAAGAUUAAGGUCUCCUGAUAGAACAACUAAAAGGUCAGCUCCUAAUAUUUAACUUAUUUAUUAAUUUUAAUCUAGAAUUGCUCAAAUCACUCAACCACUCUGUACAAGUCAAUCUAAAACAAAUUUCUAUGUACAGCCAACAGCAAACCAUUACACAAGCGAAAUAAAACAGACCAACCAAUGUACUGUGCUGUCAUGGACUUGAAGAAGAGGAAGAAGAAGAAGAAGCUUCCAAUCUUGAUUCUCUCAAGUACCCAAGAAGCUUCGCAGCCUGCCAAAUGUAAACACAUUCCAUUGGAUUAGAAGAACAUAGUGUGAAGAUCGUUGCAGCUGCAAAAUCACGAAAACAUGACUGCGUAGAGAAGUAUAGUAGACCAUCCCCACAGUGAGUGAAAGCAAUAUUGCAGGACUUACUAUGCCUCUAAAUCAUGCAAGAGUAAUAUAUCGUCAAGGAGCACUAGGACAGCAAUAUAGCAAAAAUGAUUUAUAUGUACCAAAACAGACUAGACGAGUUAUUGCCUUUUGUGCCGACCAUCAAUCAAGAUCACACGAAGUAUAAUGUUGGAAGACAAUGUAAGGGCAUUAUUGGAUUAAUGAACUAGUGGUGCUCACUCGUACAAAUGCAAAAUAUCAUCAUCAUUAUUCAAAAACCACCAUGCAACUUGUGGGAUAGAUCGUGUCCCUCUUUAACAUUCAAUCAAAAUCAUUAAGAUGCUUCAGCAUUCCAUUUUGCAUACCCUACGGAGAUAUUGAACAUUUACGGAGUUGGUGAGUGUUGAGUAAAAUCGCAACUUUAUUAAGCAGUAUGACCAAAGAAUAAGAACCACUUCUUCCAACACAUACUGCUUUCAGCAAAACUAAAUUCAAGAACCUUAAUCAAACAAACCUAGUAAAUAUCUGAUCUCAUCUUUCUAUCAAGAAGCCAAGGACACAAACUGCACCAACUUGCAGU
Sesamum indicum (sesame) is the source of this 4186-nucleotide messenger RNA. RefSeq names its product inositol transporter 4. NCBI's taxonomy places the organism in Eukaryota, Viridiplantae, Streptophyta, Magnoliopsida, Lamiales, Pedaliaceae. The record is from RefSeq and is a predicted model, not a curated record. Gene Ontology annotation, cellular component: membrane. Gene Ontology annotation, biological process: transmembrane transport; myo-inositol transport. Gene Ontology annotation, molecular function: myo-inositol:proton symporter activity.